Messenger RNA from Metschnikowia bicuspidata var. bicuspidata NRRL YB-4993, 246 nucleotides. The record is from RefSeq and is a predicted model, not a curated record. Lineage: Eukaryota; Fungi; Ascomycota; Pichiomycetes; Serinales; Metschnikowiaceae.
GUUUUCACUUUGUAUACCCGCCAUUUGUAUGUUACGCGGAUAUCACCUCCAAAAAUUAUUGCAGCACCACAAUUUCGCAUAUGGUCUCCCACUACACUACUCAGUGUGGCCCUAUGCAGCUUAACUAACGUUGAUCCGACGGGAAACAGUGCUUCCUGCAUGGUAUGGCCGCAACCGAUAUUUUACAUCGAAGAUACAUUAAGAAGUUUAAAAGUAACCUUAUUUUGUUUUUGUAAAUCUUUUUAA